Molecule: messenger RNA, 1155 nt
Organism: Zingiber officinale
Lineage: Eukaryota; Viridiplantae; Streptophyta; Magnoliopsida; Zingiberales; Zingiberaceae
Exons: 6
Coding region: 80-835 (251 amino acids)
Source: RefSeq, a predicted model, not a curated record
CAAUCAUGCUCAAAUUGCAGCGAACAAGCAACGUGUUAAAAGUGAUCGAUUCGCCGGGCGCAAACUCUGCUAGGGGACGAUGGAGGCGACCGAGGUGGAUGGUGGACGCAAUGUCUCCCUCGCACCAGAGCUCAGCCCCAGCUUGGCCGCCGCAGAGGACCAUUUCCGCGUGAAGCGGCGCGCCCUCGAGGCGGUCCUGGAGAAUUGUAAGAGGGCCCUCGAAUUGCUGGAAAAACCCUACAUCGACCUAGACCCUGCAGGCGACGAGGCUGCAGAGGCACAGCCUAUGGGAGAAGUUGAGGGAUCCCUGCCGCGGUCUGAAUCUGGAGGCGACUUCGAGGCCGAUGAGCUAUGUGCACUUCUGAAAUCAAGAGUUGAAUCACCAGACUUCCUUGAAAAGCUUGAACACAUCCAGACAUCUGUUUACCAAAAUAUUCAUGGUGAUGAUAAUGCAUCAUGGGAUAUGAUCACCGCCAAAGAUUUGUGGGAUGAUAAGCAUUUUGAUGGGAAGGAUGGCGUUGACCAAGAUGAUUAUGUACUUGUUAAGCAAGAGGACAUAGUGGAUGGUGUGGCAAAUUUCAUGGCUACUUAUCUGCUAUCACUAAAGCAAACUAAAGAAUUAACUCCAAAUCAACUUCAAGCAGCCCUAUGCAAAACGUUUUCUGUUAAGAAGAAGAAAAGCAAGCUCAGGAAGGCAUGGGAUGGAAGCAAGGUUGUUUACAAUGUUGCUUCAUGGAGUGCUACUGCCAUUGGGAUAUAUCAGAAUCCAGCAUUAGUUAAAGCAGCUUCUGUAGCCUUCUGGUCCUCUUGCCGUGUUAUAUCAAAGUUGUUUUGACGAUUUAUCUACUUGUUGGGUUUGACAUCAAUGUUCCGGUCGACAUGGAAGCCCAAGACACCUAGACGCUUCCAGUGCUGGGGAAGGGCAGGAAAUUAGCAGCUACAAUGGCGUCAAAAAAGACUGAAUUCUUCAUGUGUAAAAAAGGGAGCUAAGUCCUCUCUCAUAUGUUAUUUGUAAAUUCGUAGUGUUCGUGAUUCUGGGAAGUUCUCUGAUUGACAAGCGUUCUUAGAUUCGUUUACAUUUGUAGGACUAAUUAUUGAUCCCUGGUUGGCACAGUAACACCGAGAUUAUUCAUUGAAAUCUGUGUUCUUUAAACC